Marmota monax (woodchuck) is the source of this 2877-nucleotide messenger RNA. RefSeq names its product zinc finger protein 692 (gene Znf692). Gene Ontology annotation, molecular function: chromatin insulator sequence binding. The record is from RefSeq and is a predicted model, not a curated record. Lineage: Eukaryota; Metazoa; Chordata; Mammalia; Rodentia; Sciuridae. The coding region runs from base 449 to 2206 and encodes 585 amino acids. Gene Ontology annotation, biological process: regulation of transcription by RNA polymerase II. The transcript is spliced from 11 exons. Gene Ontology annotation, cellular component: chromosome; kinetochore.
CCCGUGCGGGAGGGCAGCGGCGGGGCCCUGGCCACCUGGAGCUGCCAGCGGGGUUGGCCAGCCUCUCGCUCUGUGAGCGUCGAGUGCGGCGGCCCGAGGCGGGGUGGGGGCACCGUGCGGCCCACCCCCGACCUGGCCGAGAAGAGCGCCCAGUUGCACGCCAGAACACCAUCUCUGCCCCCCGGAAAGCAGCAAGGCCGGUGAAGUGCCCGCGCCCCCGCCUCAGCUGAAGUCUCCCCUUCAAGUCUCCCGCCCCUUCCCGCAGCUGGCGUUUGACACCUGAGUGGGCCGGAGGGCACGGGCCAUUGUCCUGACUUUCAUCCUGGCCCUGACCUGCACCCAGCGACACCCCCCACAGCGCCCCGCGCGCACACCCUCUUGUGCAGGGCGGUUCGGCUCCAGUGGCGGCUGCUGCUGUUGAAAUAUUUGAGUUCUGCCCGAGGCCCCGAUGAGGACAGAUGAGCCAGAGGGUGGUGGAGCAGGGGGCUCUGCCCCCAGGACCCGCCGGCAAGGAGCAUCCCCUUCCCCUCCAGGCCCGGGACCCAUGGCUUCCCCAGCAGCGGACGCGUCCUGCCUGCGGCGGGAGAAGCGGAGGCAGCUGGACGCGCGCCGCAGCAAGUACCGCAUCCGCCUGGGCGGCCACAUGGAGCAAUGGUGCCUCCUCAAGGAGCGGCUGGGCUUCUCCCUGCACUCACAGCUCGCCAAGUUCCUGCUGGACCGGUACACUUCUGGCUGUGUCCUCUGUGCAGGUCCAGAGCCUUUGCCCCCCAAGGGUCUGCAGUAUCUGGUGCUCUUGUCCCAUGUCCACAGUCGGGAAUGCAGCUUAGUGCCUGGUCUUCGGGGACCUGGGGGCCAAGAUGGGGGGCUGGUGUGGGAGUGCUCAGCCGGCCACACCUUCUCCUGGGAACCUUCCUUGAGCCCUACACCUCCAGAGGUGCCCAAGCAGACCUCUCUUCCACGGACUAGCCCAAGGAGCUGGAGCCCCGAGGCCAGGAGUGGGCAGGAGCCUGCAGUAGGCUCUUGGCCCUGCCCCCUUCCUAGAGGGCCUCCCCACAUCUGUCCUCAUUCCUUGAGCCCUGUGUUCCCUCCUUUGACCCUGCCUGUGUCAACAGGUUUGGAGUCUGCGCAUGAGAGGACUCAAGAAGCCAGGGUGCCCAGGGGGGCAGGACCCCCACCGGAGGCCUUCGUGCCCUCAGGAGAGGAAGAGGAAGACGGUGAGGAGGAUGAAGAGGAGAUGCUCAUCGAUGCCAGCCCAUGGACCUACAGCUCCUCCCCAGAUGACAGUGAGCCAGAUGACACCAGACCACCCCUUUCCCCUGUCACCUCCACACCCAAGGAGGGAGAGACAGCACCAGCCCCUGCAGCUCUCCCUGUUCCUGUUGCUACUCCACCCUCAUCCACACACACCGAGGGUGCCAGAGACCCUCUGCCAUCAGAUGCUGGGGUGCAGCUGGAGCUCAGUGGGACCCCUUCAGUGGCUCAGCAGACAGAGCCACUGGCCAGCCCUACAAGCCAGUCCUCAUCUGCCCUGACACCGGACUGGGAUGAGGACACUGCACAGAUUGGGCCCAAAAGAAUUAGGAAAGCUGCCAAAAGAGAGCUGAUGUCUUGUGAUUUCCCUGGCUGUGGAAGGAUCUUCUCCAACCGGCAGUAUCUGAAUCACCACAAGAAGUACCAGCACAUUCACCAGAAGUCCUUCUGCUGCCCGGAGCCCGCCUGUGGGAAGUCCUUCAACUUUAAGAAGCACCUGAAGGAGCACGUGAAGCUGCACAGUGACACCCGGGACUAUAUCUGUGAGUUCUGCGCCCGAUCUUUCCGCACCAGCAGCAACCUCGUCAUUCACAGACGCAUCCACACUGGAGAGAAGCCCCUGCAGUGUGAGAUCUGUGGGUUCACCUGUCGCCAGAAGGCCUCCCUGAAUUGGCACCGGCGCAAGCAUGCAGAGACAGUGGCAGCUUGGCGCUUCCCUUGCGAGUUCUGCGGCAAGCGCUUUGAGAGGCCAGACAGCGUGGCUGCUCACUGCAGCAAAAGUCACCCAGCUCUGCGCCCAGCCCCACAGGAACGACCCGGCCCACUGGAGCCCUGUUGCAGCGGCUCUGCUCCCGAACCUCUGGGGUCCGCUGAAGGCUCUGGUGCUCCUUCAGCAGUGACCUUUCCCCCUCAGCUGGCUUCAGGGAGCCAGUCCCCAGGGACUGCACAGGACUAAAAGCCAGGAGGAUAACUGCAGAUAUCUGGUCCCAGAAACUAGGCCACAGGGAUUGCAGGUGGAGGCACGGGCCCUGAAGAGCCAGGCUACUUUAGUCUUCCUGAAGGAAAGAAUAAACGAGUAUUUUACAUGAGCACUUUGGGCAGAGCACGUUUUAGUACCUGAGAUGUAGGAAUGCUGGAUUUCUUUGAGAGCUGGAUGUGAGAGUGUGCCAGCAUGCAGGACAGGUACAGGCCCCUCUCUCUCUCUGCAGGCUCUCACCUGCCCUCACCCUGAUUUCCAGAUUCACUAGGCACUUUGGUAGUCUUUCCUGGGGAGUAUAAACCUACUCUCAUCCUUGAAGAGAGAGGCUGUAACAGUAUGGAGAGAGGGUCCCCACAGAGUGGUGGGCGAAGCUAGACCAGGAUGAGGCACGUCAUCUAGGUCCUUGGAAAGGGGUGAGACCUUGGAACUAUAGAAGGACCUGGCUCUUGGAUACUCCCAAAGUCUGUGAAGACAGCAACCUCAGAUUUGACAAAGAGAUUCUUGGCAUCCAAAAUCCAAACAACUCUUUUAUUUCACCAGCCGUAAGCAAAAAGUCACAAUUCCAGGAGUCUCCGUCCUGCUUCCACCUGUGAACCUGUUACCCCAUGGUUCCAAGUUUGAUUUGGAAAUAAUAUUCUGAUACUCCA